AUGGCGAAUCUGGCAGAUGUUUUCACUGAUAAAGAAAGGACGAACUGGCUGAAGGCAUGGCUGGCAGUAGAUAUUGCGAAGUCUGGCUUAGAACAGUUCGCAGAAAACGAGGCAAAAGCUGCACGUGAAAUUGACAGGAUUGUUCGUCACUCGUCUCAGUGUAAACUCACAGACGCAGAUCUCCAGGAUAUCUUCACAACACUGACUAACCUGCUGUCUGACCCAACGUGUCUAGCACAAGACGUCGCAUCACAGGAAGCUGUAAAGAAAUUAGCAAAGCUGCAAAACGACGGAUUGAAGAUAACUACCGAGGAAAUGAUGCAUUUACUACUUGCUGUUCAAGAGAAACUUAAGACAGUUGACACUAUAGCUGAGAAGACUCUUGCCGAGAUACGGAUACACACGGACAAAUGUAAACGAGAACUUGAUGAACACACUGAAAAAUGUAAAAUGGCACCUGAAAGUGAAAGAGACUACGGACAAUCCUGUGAAGAUUUUCUAGGACGGUUGAAAGGAUACUACAAGAAAAAAUUGGAAAUGCUACCUGUUUCCCCAAUAUGGUAUGGUCGCGAGAAAUCGAUUAUGGAUAUAUUUGUACCGAUACAAUUUCACCGUGUCGCAAUCGAGAAAAAUGGAUCUCGAAGAAAUACGGAACAAAAGGUAGACACAUACAAGGAAAUGUUUUAUAAAAACACCACAUUGAGAGACCGAGUAUCCAUACAAGGAGAUCCUGGAAUGGGUAAGACUACGUUUCUUGCUAAACUGGUCCUUGACUGGUGCGAUUCAGACUCAAAAGAUCCGGAGCCCAGCUAUCUGGUGUUUUGA
This is a messenger RNA of Dreissena polymorpha, 825 nucleotides long. RefSeq lists its product as uncharacterized. The record is from RefSeq and is a predicted model, not a curated record. The transcript is spliced from 5 exons. Bases 1 to 825 code for a protein of 274 amino acids. NCBI's taxonomy places the organism in Eukaryota, Metazoa, Mollusca, Bivalvia, Myida, Dreissenidae.